Tupaia belangeri chinensis (Chinese tree shrew) is the source of this 1769-nucleotide messenger RNA. It is a transcript of the gene CYP2E1, whose product is annotated as cytochrome P450 family 2 subfamily E member 1. The record is from RefSeq and is a predicted model, not a curated record. NCBI's taxonomy places the organism in Eukaryota, Metazoa, Chordata, Mammalia, Scandentia, Tupaiidae. Gene Ontology annotation, molecular function: arachidonate epoxygenase activity; heme binding; iron ion binding. Gene Ontology annotation, biological process: epoxygenase P450 pathway; xenobiotic metabolic process. Bases 51 to 1532 code for a protein of 493 amino acids. Gene Ontology annotation, cellular component: intracellular membrane-bounded organelle; cytoplasm. The transcript has 9 exons.
UGCCUUUCCACAUAAUAGUCCCAACUAAUCGGCAGGACCCCAGAGGCACCAUGGCAGCUCUUGGCAUUACUAUCAUCCUGCUGGGAUGGAUGGUCACCCUCCUGCUCAUCUCCAUCUGGAAGCAUAUCCACAGCAGCUGGAACCUGCCCCCUGGACCUUUCCCACUGCCCAUCAUUGGGAAUCUUCUCCAGUUAGACGUGAAGAAUGUUCCCAAGUCUUUUACCAGGCUGGCAGAGCGCUUUGGACCAGUGUUCACACUGUACUUGGGCUCACGGCGCAUUGUGGUGGUGCAUGGCUACAAGGCUGUUAGGGAAGUGUUGCUGGACUACAAGAAUGAGUUCUCUGGGCGAGGCGAAAUCCCUGCAUUCCAGGCACACAAGGACAAAGGAGUUAUUUUCAAUAAUGGUCCCACCUGGAAGGACACCCGGCGGUUUUCCUUGACUGUCCUCCGGGACUAUGGGAUGGGGAAACAGGGCAAUGAGCUGCGGAUCCAAAAGGAGGCCCACGUUCUGCUGGAGGAGCUCAGGAAGACCCAGGGCCAGCCCUUCGAUCCCACCUAUCUCAUUGGCUGUGCACCCUGCAAUGUCAUUUCUGACAUCCUCUUCCACAAGCAUUUUGACUACAACGACAAGACAUUUCUGAGACUGAUGAGUUUGUUUAAUGAGAACUUCUACCUGCUAAGUACUCCCUGGCUCCAGCUUUACAACUAUUUUUCAGGUUAUAUUCAGUACCUGCCUGGAAGACAUAGAAAAGUAAUUAAAAAUGUGUAUGAAAUAAAAGAUUAUGUAUAUGAAAGAGUGAAGGAGCACUAUCAGUCACUGGACCCCAACUGUCCCCAAGACUUCACCGACUGCCUACUCAUGGAAAUGGAGAAGGAAAAGCACAGUUCAGAACCCUUGUACACAUUGGACAACAUCGCUGUGACCGUGGCCGACUUGUUCUUUGCAGGGACUGAGACCACUAGCACCACUCUGAGAUAUGGGCUACUGAUUCUCAUGAAAUACCCAGAGAUUGAAGAAAAACUUCAUGAGGAAAUUGACAGAGUGAUUGGGCCAAGCCGAAUCCCUGCCGUCAAGGACAGGCUAGAGAUGCCCUACAUGGAUGCGGUGGUGCAUGAGAUUCAGCGAUUCAUCAACCUUGUGCCCUCCAACCUGCCUCAUGAAGCAACCCGGGACACCAUGUUUAGAGGAUACCUUAUCCCCAAGGGCACAGUUGUAAUUCCAACUCUGGACUCCCUUUUGUAUGACAAACAAGAAUUUCCUGAUCCAGAAAAGUUUAAACCAGAGCACUUCUUGAAUGAAAAUGGGAAAUUCAAAUACAGUGACCAUUUUAAGGCAUUUUCCACAGGAAAACGGGUGUGUGUUGGAGAAGGCCUGGCUCGCAUGGAAUUGUUUCUAUUCUUGUCAGCCAUUUUGCAGCAUUUUAAUUUGAAGUCUCUUGUUGACCCAAAAGAUAUUGACCUUAGCCCUCUUACAAUUGGGUUUGGUAGCAUCCCACGACACUACAAACUCUGUGUCAUUCCCCGUUCAUGAGUAAGAAAGACACAUCCUGAAAGACAACCUGCCUCUUUGAAUGCAACCUACAAGUUUUCCUGCCUCCUACUAUCCCCUCAGUUCCACCAAGAAGAUAGUUCCCACAGUCCUAGAGAAGGAAGUCAGGGAUCCAUAUGGCAUAAAUUAAGUCAGAGUUGAUGCUCUCCAGACAGAAUUUGAAAGCAAAGUCCAAGAAUAUUUUAUUAAACUAAAAAGCGAGAUUGAAGUUAUGUUGGA